Messenger RNA from Owenia fusiformis, 1231 nucleotides. NCBI's taxonomy places the organism in Eukaryota, Metazoa, Annelida, Polychaeta, Sabellida, Oweniidae. The record is from the annotation of a GenBank genome assembly.
UGACAGAGACAAAGAUGAUGACAAAGAGCUUGUCACCUGCAUUGUUUAUGGCAGUGUUGAUCAUUGGAACCUGUAGCCUACCAGUUGAUAACAACGCAGACAGUGCAGAUGAUGUACUGGCACAGUUAUUGAAGCAGCGCGAACUUUCAAAGGAAGAAAAGUUAGAGGUGUUGAAGCAGCGCAAACUUUCCGAUGAAGAAAAAGAAGAACUGUUAAAGCUGCUAUACGAUUUGAAGGAAGGACCCUCGAAAGAGCUCCUAAGUCUUAUCAAAGAAUACAACCUUGAAGGAUUGCUUGAAGGCACUGAUAGUAACGUUAAUGAAACUCCCGAAAAACAUGUUUCCAACCACAAGGCACACACAAAGCAUACCAAAAAGAAGAAAAAGACGUCAGCCAAUGAAGCAUCAAAUAAAGUUUUGGAUGAAGCACUAGUUAUGAAGUCUCUGGAACACAUGGCUGCUCUUACCGCGUGGUGUGCUGGUCUGAAGGAGUUAGGACCAAAAAUAGAUGUCACCGAAGAGGCGUUGAAAAACAGAGUAUUGGCUGGUUAUAUCGAAGGUGCUGUAGAAAUUGUUAGCCGUAAUCUGGAAAUGAUCGGAGACAAUGAAGGGAGCGCUGAGGGAUCUGCUGAAAAUGAUGGAAGUGAUCGUAUCGACGAUGAUAAAGACAUGGAUAUGUCCAAGAUAUCGGAAAAGAUCUCGAAUAAGAUGCGUGAGAUUUGUACUUCUUUGAACAGCCUUGAAGCUAUUGGCGCAAAAAUUGAAGCAGGUGUGGCGAAAAAGAAAAUGGUUGACGGUUUGAACGUUGAGACCAGAACCCAUGAAAAUCAAAUUGAAGCUGGUGUGGCGGAAACGAAAUUAGUCGGUGGUUUGGAAGUUAAGACCAGAAAUAGAUCUCCAAUUUCCAGAAGUUUCAAAGAAGAUCAAGGGGCCGGCAGUCUACAGAAGACGGGGGAAAUGGCACACCUAGCCAGGGACGUUGGGUACGAGAUCGAGCUUAAUAAACUGAUUGAAGAACUUAGUGAUAGCGCUCGGCCAAUAGAGGAGCAUAAGAAGAAUGCGCUUGAAAAGAAGAAUACGCUUGAAAAGGAGAAAAACGUUGAGGAACGUAUCGAAGAAUUACUUUUGAAUCGUCUGGCACAUUCUAGGAAACAAUAAGUUAAAAGUGACUGAGCCCGGGAUGGUGAUGACGCAGAUAUAUCUCAUACUCGUUUCCCAGUUUGAUUUUUAAU